Molecule: messenger RNA, 1980 nt
Organism: Fopius arisanus
Lineage: Eukaryota; Metazoa; Arthropoda; Insecta; Hymenoptera; Braconidae
Product: proton-coupled amino acid transporter 1
Exons: 10
Coding region: 192-1745 (517 amino acids)
Biological process (GO): amino acid transmembrane transport
Molecular function (GO): L-amino acid transmembrane transporter activity
Source: RefSeq, a predicted model, not a curated record
GAUGAAAGGAAACUGAGAGUGUCUCUCUGCGGUUCUACCGUUUGGAUACUGCCAAGAAAUGCCUCUGGGACUGUAUCUUUGAGUAAGAUCUCAUCAGUCGCAUGCAGGUACUUGAAGGUUAAACAACUGGUGAACAACUAGAGUGAACUCGAUUACACCACGAAUGUGCUAUAAGUGUUGGUGUAUUCAAGAUGGAGUUGCAAGCGAAUCCCACGACAGUUACCGGUGAGAAACACUCGAAACUCAGAGAGACUGCAUUCGAGGGAUCGAAAAUUAGUGUCAAUGGUGAUAACUAUGGAGUAUUUCGGUCGAAUGAUCCGAUUCUCGCAAUCACAAAUCGGAGAACGAGCACAAGAUCGCAACCAGAUCAUAUUACUGCGGAUCACCCUACGUCGUAUUGCGAAACGAUGAUGCACUUGUUCAAAGGAAAUGUUGGUUCAGGAAUUUUUGCACUUGGUGAUGCGUUUAAAAAUGCCGGAUUGACACUUGCACCACCUCUCACUAUAUUCCUGGGGAUCAUCUGUGUACAUGCCCAACAUAUACUACUUAAUUGCAAUGACGAGGUGAUCAGGCGUCUCGGUGAUUCGGCAAAACAGGAAGCACUUGGAUAUGCAGCAACAGUGGAGAUGUGUUUCGAAAUUGGUCCACUCCGGUUACGAAAGUUUUCAGUAUUAAUGAGAAAGAUGGUAAAUCUAUUUGUGUGUGUAACGCAGCUUGGAUUUUGCUGCGUUUAUUUUGUCUUCAUAUCGACUAAUAUGCAACAGGUAUUGGAUCAGUACGGAUUUCAUGUGAGCGUCGGAUGGCACAUGGCAAUUGCACUGGUGCCCAUUCUUAUGAGCACUUGGAUCAGAAGUUUAAAAUUUCUAACACCUCUUUCAUCAAUCGCUAAUUUGUUAGUCGUCUUUGGAUAUGUUGCGACUAUUUACAUUAUUUGCCACGAUCUGCCGCCCGUUAGUGAGAGAAAUUAUGUCGCUAAUUGGAAUCAACUACCUCUUUUCUUCGGUACUGUGAUUUAUUCUUUCGAAGGUAUUACUUUGGUGCUGCCAUUAAAAAAUGAAAUGAGAAGACCAACACAAUUCAACAGUCCCAUCGGUGUAUUAAACGUUGGAAUGGUAAUUGUUGGCAUGAUGUUCGUAGUUAUGGGCUUUUUGGCUUACCUUCAGUUUGGAGAGGAAGUAAGCGGCUCGGUUACCCUUAAUCUCAAUUCCAAAGAGAUAUUGCCGCAGUGUAUCAAGAUCGCGAUAUCCCUCUGUAUCAUGCUUUCGUAUGCUCUUCAAUUCUACGUACCAAUUGCCAUAGUUUGGCCUAGAUUAAUCGAAAAAUAUGGGGAGUUUCGUUGUCCCGUUUUAGCUGAAACGUGCUUCCGGUCUCUCUUGUGUCUCCUCACGUUUGUUUUAGCUGAGGCAAUCCCGAACUUGGGAAAUUUCAUAUCACUGGUCGGUGCUGUUAGCAGUACAGCACUGGCCCUUCUGUUCCCUCCGAUAAUCGAAUUAGUUGUUUGUGCGGGGAAUAAUACCCUCGGAUCAGUGAAAAUUAUGAAGAAUAUUGGGAUUCUUUUGAUCGGAGUUCUAGGAUUUUUAACUGGCACCUACGAGAGUCUCACAAAAAUCAUCAACUCAUUCAACGAACCGACCAAUACCACGAGCCCAAUGACUACACCCGUCCUAUCGAUGUCCAAUUAUUCAUCGCACGAUAUCGGAAAUAAUCUCACAAAUUUCAAUAUCACGAACCUUAGUAAUUAUUAAUAAAAUACACUAGACAUCUAGUCCAACAAAGACAGCAGAAUAUUUUACCUAAAAAUUGUAUUUCAUAGGUGUUAAGUAAUGUGAUAAAGUCUUCAGUCGUGUUUUUCAAUUCGUAUAAUUAGAUAUGUACAGUUUCGAACGUAAAUAUGUACCGUAAUUUAUUUAUUCUUACAUUAAUGAAUUUUCUAGAAACAACAUAUGUUAUUAUGAAUGGUUAAUAAAUGAAUGACAAAAC